AAACAAUAAGAAAACAAGCCAUUCUCUCUGCAUAUAAAUAAAUGUGAGAUGCUAAUUAGAAUCGUUAGUUGAAAAAGACAGACGACUCGACAAACAUGAAGACUUUCCUACUGUUCGUAAGCGUGGCCCUUUUCGCAGUGGCCUGCGUGUCUGCUAGCCACAGUCACGAAUCCGACGAAAGUCACGAGCACCACCACAAACACCAUCAUGGUCUGGGAGCUCCCGAAGUACACGAUGAAUGCCAGAAAGACCCUGCCACCCACAUUGACGAGGAAGACUUGAAAAAAAUCAGGAAAGGAGAAGCGUACGACAAGAACAAGGUUGGCGCACACAGCAAAUGCAUGCUAGAAAAGAGCCACAUCCUGAAAUCCAAUGGCGAAGUAGACAAAGCUCAGCUGAGCAAGAUUGUUAAAGAGCGCGGACACACAGACGAAGUUGUCCACAAAAUCGAGGAAUGCGUCCAGCACAAGGACACACCCGAAGAAACAUCUCUGCACGUCAUGAAGUGUUAUUAUGACAAUGCUCAUGCCCAUCAUCAUUAAGUUUAAUGUUUAAUGAUAUAUGACUGAUAUUUCUUAAAUAUACAUUUAAUUUUUAAAACAAA
Messenger RNA from Acanthoscelides obtectus, 604 nucleotides. The record is from the annotation of a GenBank genome assembly. NCBI's taxonomy places the organism in Eukaryota, Metazoa, Arthropoda, Insecta, Coleoptera, Chrysomelidae.